UGCGAUUACGAUAACACAUAGCGAUACUUUUUUUUUGCCACGAAUUGCAAGUUUCGUCGCGCAUUUUAAGCUUUUUUGUACAAACUAAAUUAAAAGUAACGACAAAUCUUAGAGAUUGACGAAGAAGAAACCCCUACGCGUUCAGUGAAUUUUAUAAGACCACAAUCUGUAAAUUAGAAUUCUACAAAAUCAACAAAGAAAAACGCCGGCAGGAGCCGUAGCGAGCAGGGUAGAGAGGGGAAAUGACCGUGGACGUGGGCGGCGGCGUCAGGGGUCUGCUCACUUGGGAGAAGCAGGAGCACCUGGUUAAGCUAGCUAUUCUCAUUUUGGCAGCGGUUUUGUCGUUCGCCACGCGACUCUUCUCUGUGCUGCGAUUUGAGAGUGUGAUCCAUGAGUUCGAUCCGUACUUCAACUACCGCACCACCCGCUUCCUUGCGGAGCAGGGCUUCUACAAAUUCCACAAUUGGUUCGAUGACCGCGCCUGGUAUCCGCUGGGCCGCAUCAUCGGCGGCACCAUCUAUCCCGGACUGAUGGUUACGUCGGCGGCGUUAUACCGCCUUAUGUGGCUACUGAACAUCACCAUUGAUAUUCGGAAUGUGUGUGUCUUUCUGGCACCGUUCUUCUCCUCGCUGACGACACUGGUCACCUAUGCCCUCACCAAGGAGAUUCACAGCACUGGCGCUGGACUGGUGGCCGCCGCCUUAAUCUCCAUUGUGCCGGGCUAUAUCUCCAGGUCUGUGGCUGGUUCGUACGACAAUGAAGGCAUCGCCAUCUUCUGCAUGCUCUUCACCUACUACUUGUGGAUCAAGGCCGUGAAGACGGGCACCAUCUUCUGGUCGGCCAUGUCGGCACUGGCCUACUUCUACAUGGUCUCCUCGUGGGGUGGUUAUGUGUUCCUGAUCAAUCUAAUACCGCUGCAUGUCCUGGCGCUUAUGAUCACUGGACGAUUCUCGCACAGAAUCUACAUUGCCUACAGUACCUUGUAUUGUGUGGGCACCAUACUGUCCAUGCAGAUAUCGUUUGUGGGCUUCCAACCGAUACAGAGCUCGGAACAUAUGCUGGCCCUUGGCGUUUUCGGUCUUUGCCAGAUUCAUGCCUUUGUCGACUAUCUGCGAUCUCGUAUUCCCAAAGAGCACUUUGAGUUGCUCUUCAAGACCCUGGUCUCGAGUAUCCUGACUGUGGUCUUGGUUGUGGGCACUGUGGCGACCAUAACUGGAAAAGUAUCGCCCUGGACUGGGCGAUUUUAUUCAUUGUUGGAUCCGUCCUAUGCCAAGAAUCAUAUUCCAAUUAUUGCCUCAGUAUCCGAGCAUCAGCCCACGUCCUGGUCCUCCUUCUACUUUGAUCUACAGAUCUUGGUAUUUCUGUUCCCCGCCGGCCUGUACUUUUGCUUCUCAAAGCUCACCGACUCGAAUAUCUUUAUUAUUUUGUACGGAGUUACCAGUAUUUACUUUGCCGGUGUCAUGGUCCGUCUUAUGCUGGUCCUGGCCCCGGUGAUGUGUGUCCUAUCCGGCAUUGCCAUUUCGCAUCUGCUGGCCAAGUAUAUCAAGAGCGUGGAUGCGGGCAGUGCCGCCAAGCAGGGCGUGGAAAGCAAAAGGCAGUUCAAGAAGUUGGAACAGCAGACGGGUGGCGUUAAGAGCGAAGUGGCGAUUGGAUUUGUGGGCAUCAUCACUUUUAUGCUGAUCGUUUAUACGCUCCACUGCACCUGGGUGACCUCGGAGGCUUACUCCUCGCCCAGUAUUGUGCUCAGUGCCCGAUCCCAUGACGGGGGACGCAUUAUCUUUGAUGAUUUCCGUGAGGCGUACUAUUGGCUACAGAUGAAUACGCCAGAGGACGCUCGCAUCAUGUCCUGGUGGGAUUAUGGCUAUCAGAUAACCGCCAUGGCGAAUCGCACCAUUCUGGUGGACAACAACACUUGGAAUAACACGCACAUUUCUCGAGUCGGCCAGGCCAUGGCCUCGUCGGAGGAGAAGGCCUACGAGAUAAUGCGUGAACUGGAUGUGGACUAUGUCCUCGUCAUAUUCGGUGGCCUCACCGGCUACUCAUCCGAUGAUAUUAACAAGUUCCUGUGGAUGGUGCGGAUCGGCGGCAGUACGGAUCGUGGAGCCAACAUCCGUGAAAAGGACUAUUAUGCCGCCAAUGGUGAAUUCCGGGUGGACAAGGAGGGAUCACCCACACUACUUAACUGUUUAAUGUACAAGAUGUGCUACUAUCGUUUCGGGCAGAUGUACACGGAAGGUGGCAAGGCGCAGGGAUAUGAUCGUGUCAGGGCCGCCGAGAUUGGCAACAAGGACUUUGAGCUGGAUGUCCUGGAGGAGGCAUACACCACAGAACACUGGCUGGUGCGCAUUUACAAAGUCAAGGACUUGCCCAACCGUGGCGUCUAAAAAAAAAAAAAAUAAAAAAAACAAAACUCGAAUCAAACAAAAAAAUAAUUACAAACGGCAAGCAUUCCAAGCUAUCCAUCUCUUUCUAUUCUAUGUUUGUACAUUAGCCCUGUCUCUCUCACUCUAUCUCUCUAUGUAUCUGCUGCCUCUUUCUAAGGAAAUCUCAACUAAAAAAAAUCUCCAACUCACUGAGUAUUAAAAAACAAUUAAUUUUCCCUGCCAUGCAUUUAGUUUUAACAGAAAUUCGAUGAAUUUUUUUUUUUAAACAAUAUUUUUAAUAAUUGUCUCCACUGUACAUGAUUGGCAAGGUCGCCGUCUAGCGAAUACAAAGCAAAUCGAACGAAAUAUAUAUGUACAUGAAAAAAGUGAUCAAAUUAAA
This is a messenger RNA of Drosophila bipectinata, 2763 nucleotides long. RefSeq names its product catalytic subunit 3A of the oligosaccharyltransferase complex (gene Stt3A). The record is from RefSeq and is a predicted model, not a curated record. Gene Ontology annotation, cellular component: membrane. Gene Ontology annotation, molecular function: dolichyl-diphosphooligosaccharide-protein glycotransferase activity. Gene Ontology annotation, biological process: post-translational protein modification. Lineage: Eukaryota; Metazoa; Arthropoda; Insecta; Diptera; Drosophilidae.